Linum trigynum is the source of this 1709-nucleotide messenger RNA. Lineage: Eukaryota; Viridiplantae; Streptophyta; Magnoliopsida; Malpighiales; Linaceae. The record is from the annotation of a GenBank genome assembly.
UCAGUGGUUUUAAAUGAGUAAUUUUUAAUUAAGUUAAAUAAAUACUACUCAAGGAACUUGCAUUUUACGGGAGAUUGGUGGGAUGUCGAUGUCGCAUAAUAUGUCAAAUCUUCUAGGCUGGUAUGACGUUGACUUUGACUUCAACAACAAUUUUGGGUGGCCCAAUGUUCACGGGCCGGGAAAUGGGUCAGCCGCGCGUUUCUCUGGGCUAGAAAAACAUGGGCCUGGCUCGGAAGAGAGAGUAAUAACUGACUCCACGUGUCACCUUGUCGUACUCGCAUGAGAGAGAAAACUUCUCCCCCAAGGUCUGUGCUGCAGCCUGCAAAAGCAAAACCCCUGCAUUUCUGGCAGAGCUAAAAACCCUGCAACACUACCAGGCUACCUCCCAGUCUCAUAAUUGCGAAAAAACGAAGAAAAAGAGGAAACAGGAGAAGUUCGGGAAGAAAGAUUGGUUCAAGAUUUUGAGAAAUGGCGAGCAAUCUGGACAUGACUCUCGACGACAUUGUCCGCCAGAACAGAGGCAGAGGAAAAGGCCGCUUCGCUGGUUCAGGAAGCAGAGGAAACGGAGCAGGUAGAAGCAGAGGCGGCGGGGGAAGUGAAGGAGGACGGCCGUUUCGUUUCGGUGAAGGACCCGGUCCGGAGCGACGGUUUGGCGGCCGCGGCAUUUACAGGCCGUGCCCUUACGUUCUGCCGCCGGUACCGGCGGCGAGGGGGAGUUUCUUCGGGAAGGCUUCCAUGGGACUGGUGGAGCCAACGCGCGUCCCAACUGGGUCUGAUGGAAGACGAGAAGGCACGAGGCUCUACCUGUCCAAUCUGGAUUAUGGGGUUACUAAUCAGGACAUCAAGGUGCUUUUCUCUGAUGUUGGGGAGUUGAGACGUUACUCAAUUCACUAUGACAAGAGUGGAAGAUCUAAGGGAACUGCUGAAGUUGUGUAUGAACGCCACGGGGAUGCUAUAGCAGCUAUCAUGAGGUACAACAAUGUCGAUCUCGAUGGGAGGCCAAUACGGAUUGAGCUGAUAGGGGCUAAAGUUCCGCCGCCAACUCCCCUUCGAGCUCCUGCAGCUGGGAGCAACAUGAGAAGGCCUAAUCUUCCUUUCAACUUCAUGAGUGGUGGAGGAAGCUUCAGAGGGAGGAGACCCAUUCGUGGCGGUGAUGCAUUUGGCAAAGACCAAGGUCCAGGCGGACCUCAAGUCCAAGCCCUAGGGCAAGAAUUCGGAUGGGGGAAGAAGAUGACUGCUGAAGAACUGGAUGCAGAGUUGGACGGUUAUCGCUUUGGAGCCAUGAAGAUCAAUUGAGCAAAGCAAAUUCUACCACCACCCUACUGACGUUCUAUCAUUGGGGAUAUAGUUUUCGCCGGAACAAUAUCAUAGUUACUGCACAUUCUGAUGACUUGUUGAUAGAUAGUAACAAGGAAGGUAAAAGGAUGUGGAGGGGUGGCAAUUUUGCAUCACUGCUUGCUCUUUGCAUUCUUGAACAGCAAGACUUUGUUAUUGCUGCGGAUGGUAUUGUUUGUUGUUUUCUUCAUCAUUGUCUAGUAGUUGUAGGGUACUUCUGUGGAUGGGUUAGCACUCAGCAACAGGUUAAAACUCAGAUAGUUGUUACUAAAAUUGUGUAAAGCGUUCGAUGUAAAAAUCAAUCACUUACUACUCUCCCCUGUUUUCAUCUCUAUAUUGGCUGUCUAGACGCGAAAUAAAGCUAUGCGAAAUAA